GGAAAAGGUAAAUAAGGAUGAAAGGGAGAGGAAGUGAGUUAGAUUAACAAACAAACCUGGUCAUUCUUCAUUUUAUUCGGAGAGUCGUAGUUGCUGUUACCUCACCAGAAGUGUCGUGGAAUUGCGUCAUAAUUAACGUUGAUGACGAAACACGAACUGGACCUGCCAUGGAUGUAGUAGAUGGUGCAACCUACUGGUGCGAAACGCCGUUCUGGGACUGGGACGCAUUCUGGAAUGCGGAAACACCACGCUUGUGUAACUGUUUCCGCCAGUCUGUUCCGGUGUUAUUGCCAUGUGCGUUCUUGUGGUUGGCUUCAAUCUUCAACCUGAUCCGCAACAAACGGAAGGAUGGCUUCGAUGUGAAAAGUGCCCCGAGUCCAUGGACUCUUCUCAAUAUAACAAAAAUGAUUUCAACGUGUAUAUUGAUUGUGUGCACAAUGACAGAAGGUUUUUAUUUAAUCUACAAAGACUAUAACCCAAGAAUAGGAGUUUCAAAAAUAUUUUAUCUCUCAUUAUCUGUUCGUCUUAUUACAUACCUUUUUGCACUACUUCUGCAGAUUAAACAGAAAAAAGACGGGGAGCUGAAUUCUUUUACUUUGUCUAUUUUUUGGAGCUUCCUUGUUCUGGGCAACACCAUUGCAACUCCAUUCUAUGAUAUCAUUACCAAUCAAUUGAACGAAAGAAUCGAUCCCAAUUUGUAUAUUUUGGGAGUGAUAGUGUUCUGCUUUGCAUUGACGGAGGCUCUGCUCUCUUAUUUCACCGAUCCGCAAUAUGAGUACUUCUGGGACGCUGAGCGGGAUGAAUACGUUAUUGAUCAUCAACCAAUUUUAUCAAGACUGCUAUUCUCAUGGGUUUAUAGAAUAGUAUGGUAUGGUUACAGAAAUUUCAUCGAUACAGGCGAUCUAGACCAAUUAAAUCCUAGAUUGAGAUCUGCAUAUGUGCAUCAGAAGUUCCAGGAGCAAUGGGCGAAAGAAGUAAAAAUUGCUGAAGAAAUGUUUCAAGAAGAAGAAGUGGGGGAUGGCACAAAUAAGAAGAGUUCUUGUUGUAAGAGAGGACCCUCUUUGUUUCUGACUUUUGCAAGAGCGAUCUGGCCGUGGUUCUUAAUGGCCGUAUUUCUGGAGAUCAUAUACAAUUUCACUUCUUUGUUGCCUCCCAUCAUAUUGGAUUUUCUCAUCAAAUUCAUCGACAAUGACGAACCGAGCUGGCAUGGGUAUGUGUACGCAGGAUUGAUGUUUAUCCUGACACUUUUCUUAUCUUUGACGACGUGUCACCUUCAGAAUUGUCUGGUCUGGUCUUCUAUCUGUCCUAGAUCUGGUAUGAAAGCUGCCAUGUAUCGAAAAGUUUUAGCCUUGAGUAGUGGAUCCAGACGUUGUUAUACUUUGGGUGAACUGUGCAAUAUGCUUUCUGUCGAUGGACACACACUGGUACAGUUGGUAUGGGACUGCAAUAUGAUAUGGAGUUGUCCAAUGAGGAUCAUUCUGACGGUUGCGCUUUUGUGGAGGUACCUGGGUAUCGCCUCCCUCGCUGGAGUAGGCAUUAUGGUGCUAAUCAUGCCUAUAACAGCCAAGUUAGCUUCUGCAUCACAAAAAUUGCAGAAAAAACAAAUGGAGUGGAAAGAUUCCAGGAUGCGUCAAAUGAGUGAAAUUUUAAACGGGAUUAAGGUUUUGAAAUUGUUUGCCUGGGAAUUGCCAUUUACAAAGAAAAUUGAAUCGAUCAGGCAAAAGGAAGCAACUGCAUUACGAAAAUUAGCUUUCAUUAAUGGAUCUGUUAUGUUUCUAUGGAUAUCAGCACCAUUUCUCAUUGCCAUCACCUCUUUUGUGACGUAUGUGUUGAUUGAUGUAAACAACGUUCUGGACCCAAGUAUUGCUUUUGUGUCUCUCACUCUCUUCAAUACUUUGAGAACAAAUAUGGCCACAAUUCCUCAAGUCAUUGCUUCUAUCGUACAGGGUAGUGUGGCUUUCAGAAGAAUUAGAACUUUCUUGCUAUCUGAAGAGCUUCCCGAUCGAGGAACAGACGAUGAUACAGCUAUCUGUAACGCUGUUGAAAUCGAUAGUGGAUCAUUCAGUUGGACCAGUGGUGAGGCUCCGUUUCUAAGGGAUAUCAAUGUCUCAGUGGCCCGUGGAAGUCUUGUAGCGGUGGUUGGACGUGUAGGAUCAGGAAAGAGCGCUUUAUUCUCAGCAAUUCUGGGAGAGAUGUAUUCUAAUAAGGCGGCUGGUGCUCCAGUCCGCAUCAUGAAGGUGAGCUUUAAAUGCAGUGGCUGGUUUCAAUUAAAAUCUUCUUCAGUCAAUAUCGUAGAAAAUGAAAGAGGAACUAAACGGGGAAUUGGAAUGCUAAAACUUACGGGUGUGAAUCUGAGUGGUGGUCAAAAGCAGAGGGUGAGCCUGGCCAGGGCAGUUUACCAAGAUGCUGACAUCUAUCUUAUGGAUGAUCCUUUGAGUGCGGUUGAUUCUCAUGUGGGAGCUCACAUAUUCCAGCAUGUCAUAGGACCAGAAGGAGUUCUCAAGAAUAAGACCAGAAUUUUGGCAACUCAUGACCUUUCAACCCUUGAAGAGAUGGACAAGAUCUAUCUAAUGUCGGAAGGACGAAUACUGGAGUCUGGCAGUUACAGUGAACUCAUGGAGCAGAAGGGAGAAUUCGCUCGCCUCAUCGAUGACCACAGGAGAAAACAAGAUGAAGAUGAAUCUGAUGAAGAAACGGAUUAUGAAACGGAUGACAGUAUUCCUACUCCGAGAGAACUAGAUAAUCAAAGAGUAGAACAGCUUAAGAAUAUGUCAACAGAAGAACUCAAAACUCAAAUACAGAUCAAAGGUCGAAGGUUUUCCACAACAAUCUCCAAACAUUUAUCCGUCGAAGAAAAAGCAAAAAGAAUAAAACACGGAGAACUUCUCCACAAAAAAGUUCGAAUUAUUGAGAAGGAAAAAAUGGAAGCUGGAAGAGUGAGAGCAAGUGUCUUCUGGAUCUACUUUCGAUUCGCAACUGUAUCUCUUACUGUUCUAUUCCUCAUAGGAUUUUCUGCUUACAAAUCGUUCGAAAUUGGAUCAAAUGUUUGGUUGAGUGUGUGGAGCAGUGAUCCUCCAUUACCCGAUGGAUCCCAAAACGUUCCUCUUCGAAAUAUGAGAAUGGGCAUCUAUGGUCUUCUGGGUUUGGGACAAGCCUUAUGUACUCUAUCAGCUACUUUCAUUCUCGCCGUGGCUUCCACUAGAGCUUCGAUUCGUUUUCACAGAACAAUGUUAUGGAGCAUCCUAAGGUCGCCCAUGUCAUUUUUUGACACGACGCCUAUUGGGAGGAUACUAAACAG
Messenger RNA from Parasteatoda tepidariorum (common house spider), 3298 nucleotides. The record is from RefSeq and is a predicted model, not a curated record. Lineage: Eukaryota; Metazoa; Arthropoda; Arachnida; Araneae; Theridiidae.